CCGGACGGCGGCGGCGAAGGGGCGGCCGAGCCCCCCCGGGAGUUACGCUGUAGCGACUGCAUCGUGUGGAACCGGCAGCAGACGUGGCUGUGCGUGGUGCCUCUGUUUAUCGGCUUCAUCGGCCUGGGGCUCAGCCUCAUGCUCCUCAAAUGGAUCGUGGUGGGCUCCGUCAAGGAAUACGUGCCCACCGACCUGGUGGACUCCAAGGGGAUGGGCCAGGACCCCUUCUUCCUCUCCAAGCCCAGCUCCUUCCCCAAGGCUAUGGAGACCACCACCACGACCACUUCUACUGCGUCCCCCGCCACCCCCUCCGCCGGCGGCGCCGCCUCUUCCAGGACGCCCAACCGGAUUAGCACCCGCCUGACGACCAUCACGCGGGCGCCGACUCGCUUUCCCGGGCACCGGGUGCCCAUCCGGGCCAGCCCGCGCUCCACCACCGCACGGAACACUGCGGGCCCCCCGACGGUCCUGUCCACCACAGCCCCCUUCUUCAGUAGCAGCACGCCGGGCUCCCGACCCCCGGUGCCAGGAACCCCCAGUACCCAGGCAAUGCCCUCCUGGCCCACUGCGGCAUACGCUACCUCCUCCUACCUUCAUGAUUCUACUCCGUCCUGGACCCUGUCUCCCUUUCAGGAUGCUGCCACCACCCCUUCCUCCUCCUCGUCUUCCUCCUCCUCUACCACCACCACGCCAGAAACAAGCACCAGCCCCAAAUUUC
Messenger RNA from Leptonychotes weddellii (Weddell seal), 718 nucleotides. NCBI's taxonomy places the organism in Eukaryota, Metazoa, Chordata, Mammalia, Carnivora, Phocidae. The record is from RefSeq and is a predicted model, not a curated record.